This is a messenger RNA of Puccinia triticina, 717 nucleotides long. RefSeq lists its product as uncharacterized. Lineage: Eukaryota; Fungi; Basidiomycota; Pucciniomycetes; Pucciniales; Pucciniaceae. The coding region runs from base 1 to 717 and encodes 238 amino acids. The transcript has 4 exons. The record is from RefSeq and is a predicted model, not a curated record.
AUGACGGCGGCGGAGAAACGGGUCCAAGAAGCGAGAGACCGGGAGGCCGAACGGUUCCGCGAAUGGCUCGAUUCAAUCAAGGUCCAUCAUAAGCAAGUCGCCAAACAGGAGAAACAAAGACGCGCGGACAAGUUGAUCUCUGCCCUUCAUGCGGCUUAUUUGGCGCUUCAGGCCAAAACUAAUAACUGGUCAUCGCCCAAUCGCUUCCAAAAUUUCUCAAACGAUUUUUGUAAAUGUGACCGGUCCAAAGUCAAAGAUCGUCGCGUGAAUUUGAUCGACCUCGACAGCCGGCGGAGAGAGCAGAUACGCUUCUGUUGUUGCGCUUCCGAUAACCUCCAUUUGCUUGCCCGCGGGUACAUAGGAGCCAGCCCCUUUGCGCCACACACCGCCUUCUCGAUUCCGCUUCUCAGGUCUUAUAUUCAGCUCUGGAAGCAGUGCGAGGCUGGUAAUCUACCGGUUGGAACGCAGGUAUGGCUGGAGGCCAAGUUCGGCGACCUCCUGACACCAUCGGGCAACCGACAAAGAUUCCAGCGACAUUUCCCAAUAGCAGUCGGCAUCUACGGGGCCCUCCUGGACCGAUCGAACGAGACUCCCGAAGAUACUCUGAACCUGACGAAAGAAGAAGCCGCAGGGCUCGUUUCUUGUCCGGUCUGUUCGGGUCGGACGAUUCGCGAAAGCAGAGAGACCAGCCCGAACGAGAUCAAUCGGCCAUUAUGA